CCUUUGUGAAGCACUUUUGGCUGGAUCUACAUCUAUUUUGUUGAUUAUUCUAAAGCCUUUGCUUUAGGCUUACAAUUCCAGAAGAGAUAAGAAACGGCUCAACGUGCCAGUAGACACUCCACCACAGAUAUCAGACGAGCUGUAAGGCCAAGAACAAGCCACAAGAGUAAAAACAAAGAUUCACCCUGAGGAAAAGUGUUCUUACCAUACAUCAAGGGAACCAUUGGCCGCAUAGGGAAGCUGAUGAAGAGACACAACCUACAAACUGACUACGAACGCACUUAAGAAAAUCUAACAAAUUCUACGUUCAGCGAAGGACAAGAGGGAUCCUCUCACCGCUGCAGGAGUUUACCGUAUACCAUAUCAGGGUUAAUCAGCGACCCCAACUUGAUUGAUGACCUAGCCCUCAGCUCACCCUUGACAGACCACUUUGCGAAUGGCGAAAAUGGCAUUGACAAAACACGACAGAUUUGCUGAUUUAUAACUGCUGAAACUCAGCGGCUCUAAGGCUUUAUUUACAACGCUUACUAUCCAAAGCUAUCAGGACACAUGUUGCAUCCACACGGACAAACAUGGCGAAAGUCCGUGUCUCUCAAAAGUCCAUUCUCUGUCAAAUGGAAGACCUUGCCAUUUGCCCUUCCAGCAAUCAAUCAGGGCUGGCCAGAAUUAACCUCUUGGCUUCUGGAAUGCUUGCCGGAACGAAACACACAAUCCAACAGCUAACAAUAGAUUGAACAUUUCACUCUGUAUCAACAAAGACACUAACAUACCAAGCAGCUCUGGACAAGUCUACAUAGGGACCACAAAACACAGUAGCUUUGCCCAGUGUAGACUAACUCAACCAGAGCAGUCAGCCAUACAGAGCACUUGAUGAAGCAACACAGUGCAUUAUUUGAGAACACAGAAAUGCUUGACCACUCUAAUAACUACCAUGUCAGACUACACAGAGAAGCCAUUGAAAUCUACAAGCAUGUGGACAAUUUCAACAGAAAGGAGGAAACCAUGAAAAUGAACAAAAUCUGGCUACCAGUAUUUAAAAACCUUAAAAUCAGAACAGUAAAUAAAGAACAACACUCUGAAAACAGGAAUUCCAGACAUAAAUCAAUCAGGGGCAGCUAACACCUCAGAACAAAGGAUUCCCCCAGACAGGAAUGAAGCUUGCAAGGCCAUUAAUGCUAAUCAAGGUGAUUAAUUACAACAUUCACACUGGCCUCCAACAGACAAGAGUUCUUUCUCCCACCCUGGACCUUCCACAGAUAUAUAACCCCCCCCCCCUUGCUUAGUUUUUCCCAUAUACCUCACAAAAUCUGAGGAUGCCUGCUGUAGAUGUGGGAGAAACGUCAGGAGAGAAUGCUUCUGGAACAUAGCCAUACAGCCUGGAAAUGCACAACAACCUAGUGAUUCCGGCCAUGAAAAUCUUCGACAACAGAUAAGGAACUAUUUUUAAACAAGCAAUGCAUGGAAGUGGAAGAAGACAAUAGAAUAUGAAGGACAAGAGACCUCUUCCACAAAAUUAGAAAUAUAUGAGGUAAAUUUCUGGCAAAAAUGGGCAUGAUCAAAACAAAGAUGGCAAGGACCUAACAGAAGCUGAAGAGAUAAAGAGAAGGUGGCGAGACUAUACAGAAGAUAUGUAUAGCAAAGAUAGUAACAUUGAGGAUAGCUUUGACGGUGUGGUGAGUGAAUUAGAACUAGACAUCAUGAGGAGUGAGGUUGAAUGGGCCUUAAGAAGCAUUGCUAAUAACAAAGCAGUAGGAGACAACGGGAUCUCAGAACACAUCAUGCGACUUGUGGGGCUUGACAAAUCCAAGGCUGGAGUUAAAAUUUCCGGAAGAAACCUUAACAACGUUAGAUAUGCAGAUGAUACCACUUAGAUGGCUGAAAGCGAGGAGGAGCUGAGGGGCCUUAUAACCAAGGUGAAAGAAGAAAGUGUAAAAACUGGGUUGCAGUUAAACAUAAAAAAAACAAGAUGAUGACAACGAGACUGAUUGCUAACUGGCAAAUAGAGGGAGAAAAUGUGGAGACAGUGACAGACUUUAUAUUUCUAGAGGCAAAGAUUACUGCAUACGCAGACUGCAGCCAGAAAUCAGAAGACCUUUUCUUCUUGGGAGGAGAGCAAUGACCAGUCUCGAUAAAAUAGUGAAGAGUAGACACAUCACACUGGCAACGAAGGUUUGCAUAGUUAAAGCAAUUGUAUUACCCUUAGUAACCUAUGGAUGCGAGAGCUGGACCAUAAGGAAAGCUGAGCGAAGGAAGAUAAGACGCUUUUGAAUGUGUUGGAGGAAAAUUCUGAGGGUGCCUUGGACCGCAAGAAGAUCAAACCAGUCCAUACCCUAGGAAAUAAUGCCCAACUGCUUACUGGAGGGAAGGAUAUUAGAGGCAAAGAUGAAGUGCUUUGGCCACAUAAUGAGAAGAUAGGAAAGCUUGGAGAAGAUAAUGAUGUUGGGGAAAAUGAAAAGAAAAAGGAAGAGGUUCUGACCAAGGGCAAGAUGGCUGGGUGUUAUCCUUGAAGAGUCAGAAACAACUGAAUGAAUAAACAACAACAAUCCUUGAGACCCAGCCAAAAGUGCUGCCUCACCUUGUCACUGCCAUGGCUCCAUGCUGUGGGAUCCAAUGAGCUGUGGUUUUACAAGGUCUGUAGCCUUUGCUGCCAAAGAGAGUAGGUGCCUCACCAAGCUACAGAUCCCAGCAUCCCAUCACAUUGCACCCUGGCAGUUGUCAAACCGCAUGGGCAAACUUUGGCUCUCCGGGUGUUUUGGACUUCAACUCCUACAAUGCCUAACAGUCUACUAAAACAUCGAGAAAAUCAAAGUGCUCUUCCAGUAGUCACCAGCCAAUCCCUCUGCAAUGCCAGAAAUACAGCUUAACAUUAGAAAAUGUUGACUGUUCCCGCUACCUUGGUAGCCACCUCUCCACAAAAGUCAACAUUGACACUGAAAUACAACACUGCCUGAGCUCUGCGAGUGCAGCAUCCUUUCUAAUGAAGCAAAAAGGGUCUGACGAUCAGGACAUCUGGAGGGAUAUCAAGGUGCUUGUUUAUAAAGCUAUUGUCCUCCUAACCCUGUUAUACGCCUGCAAAACAUGGACGUCACACACAACUCCUGGAACGAUUCCAUCAGCGUUCCCUCUAAAAAAUCUUGCAAAUCUUUUGGGAAGACGGGCGGACAAAUUGCAGUGCACUGGAAGAAACAAAGACCACCAGCAUUGAAGUGAUGCUCCUAUGCCAUCAACUCCACUGGACUGGCCAUGUUGUUUGAAUGCCUGAUCACUCUCUCCCAAAGCAGUUACUAUACUCCCAACUCAGGAAUGGGAAACGGAAUAUUGGUGGACAGGAAAAGAGAUUUAAAGAUGAGCUUAAAGGAAAUGUUUCAAGAAGGUGAACCCUUUGAAAAUGUGGCAGCUCGUUUUGAAGAAAUGGAUACAUCAGAAACCCAGUGGGGAUGGUUUUAUUUGGCUGAAUGUGGCAAAUGGCAUAUGUUUGAGAUCAAUUCUAAUACCCAGUGUUCACUUAGCAGCGAAGACAUUGAAAGGGAAUUUAGAUUGAAUCCACAAGGCUGCAUUUCAUUUGCAACUACAAAAUUUAACUAUGUACUAGACUUUUCAGGGAUGAAGCAGACUAACCAAACAACUGGAAAACAACGCCCGAUAAAGCGAGCUCCGUUUUCAAUUAGUGCCUUCAGUUAUAUCUGUGAAAAUCAAUCUAUCCCUAUGCCAUCACACUGGGAGAAAGUAAAUUCAGAAGAACCAUAUCAGCUUAUUCCUUUGCAAAAGGAAACAAACGAAUACAAGGCAGUUGCUAGUUAUUUUGGGAAAACAAUGGAUAGCAAUCAAAUUAGACAAAUUCAAAGAAUUCAAAACAUAGACUUGUGGGAAUUUUAUUGCAGAAAAAAGGCCCAAUUAAAGAAGAAAAGAGGCACCUCCUUUAUAAAUGAAAACAUGUUGUUUCAUGGCACAAGCACUGAAUUUGUGGAAGCUAUUUGCGUUCAUAACUUUGACUGGAGAAUCAAUGGCAUGCAUGCUGCUGUGUAUGGAAAAGGGACUUACUUUGCGAGGGAUGCUUUAUACUCCAGCCGAUUCUGCAAAGAUGACUUGAAGCAUGGCAGCACAUUACAAAUUCACGGUGUUGAUCUGCAACUUCACAUCCUUACAAAGCAUAAAGUGAUGUUUCUUGCUCGUGUAUUGACUGGAGACUACAUUCUUGGGGAGUCCAAAUAUGUGAGGCCACCUUCAAGAGACGGGAGCCUUAUUAAUUUAUAUGACAGCUGUGUAGAUAGUAUGUGUAAUCCAAAGAUUUUUGUUAUCUUUGAUGCCAACCAGAUCUAUCCAGAAUAUUUAAUAGAAUUCAGGUGAGACUUACAGAAAUAAAAAUCACUUAGCCUUAUUAAAAUUAUUUAAAAUUUUAAAAAGUUUUAUACGUGAAUUUAUUGGUAUACUAUAUGAAAUGUUACUAUCUGAAGGUUGAGUUCUGGAAGAACUGGAAAUCACUAGACAAGAGUGAGUUUGGUUUAUGAGAUCCUUAAAACUUGUCAAAACCAGGUAUAGUAUUAAAUUGAAGUGUAUUGCAUGGUCAGGUAGCAUUUCAACAAGUCUGUGACAUCUAACCUGAAUUAAUACAUUGGCAGUUGCGGAUUACAAUGAUAUAAAUAUUUAGUCUCCUUGAUUUGUAUCUUGGAUAUUUUUAUCAAAACAUUGAUCAUCCAAAUGUUAAAUAAAUGCAUUUUGUUUAA
Molecule: messenger RNA, 4724 nt
Organism: Anolis carolinensis (green anole)
Lineage: Eukaryota; Metazoa; Chordata; Lepidosauria; Squamata; Anolidae
Gene: parp11
Product: poly(ADP-ribose) polymerase family member 11
Exons: 8
Coding region: 3244-4347 (367 amino acids)
Cellular component (GO): nucleus
Molecular function (GO): NAD+-protein mono-ADP-ribosyltransferase activity; NAD+ poly-ADP-ribosyltransferase activity
Source: RefSeq, a predicted model, not a curated record